GAGGCGGAAGGUCUGUACAAGACCAUGGUGAAGCGGUUCCGUCGGGAGAAGGCUGUGUGGCUGAGCUACGGGACCUUCCUGCUUCAGCAGGGUCAGAGUGARGCGGCCAGCGCCCUGCUACAGAGGGCCAUCAAGAGCCUGCCUYACAAAGACAAUGUGGAUCUGAUAGCGAAGUUUGCCCAGCUGGAGUUCCGCUACGGAGACGUAGAGCGAGGAAAGACCAUGUUGGACAGGAUCCUGACCAGCUACCCCAAACGCACCGACCUGUGGUCCGUCUUCAUAGACCUCAUGGUCAAACACGGCUCCCAGAAGGAAGUCCGGGCUGUGUUUGACCGUGUGAUCCACCUGAGUGUGGCGGUGAAGAGGAUCAAGUUCUUCUUCAAGCGUUACCUGGCGUAUGAGAAGAAGAACGGCACGCCAGAGAGCAUCCAGGCUGUCAAGGAGAAGGCUCUGGAGUACGUGGAGUCUAAAGGGACAGAGGCCGCCAGAUAGAGAGACACACACACACGUCAUGUUUUGGGGAUUUUCCAACAGCUGUUGGAAGAAGCAAACUGGCAAAGAGCUCAAGGGGAAGCCUGACCUGAGUGUCAUAACAGCCGAGACACACACACACACACAGAUGUAGCUACACAGAUACACACCCUGCUGUUGGAUAUUCAGAGAAGACAUUUGUUAAUUGCCUGAGAGCUUUCAAAUGGUGACAUGUCACACAUGAUAUGGACCUGGAAAUGUGGGAGGUCAUUCUACCUGGUCGUUUUAACCCAUUUUGGAUAAAUAGCAUAAUUUAAACUAAAUGGACUUUUUUGUGUAUGUAUGGAUGAAAAGGCACGCUGACCUGACUGAAUAGAAUGACUAUCAUUUUGUAAUCAAAUAAAUAACAGUAAAUAACCUGAA
Messenger RNA from Salvelinus sp. IW2-2015, 894 nucleotides. RefSeq names its product protein RRP5 homolog. Gene Ontology annotation, cellular component: small-subunit processome; nucleolus. Lineage: Eukaryota; Metazoa; Chordata; Actinopteri; Salmoniformes; Salmonidae. Gene Ontology annotation, biological process: rRNA processing. The record is from RefSeq and is a predicted model, not a curated record. Gene Ontology annotation, molecular function: RNA binding; protein binding.